This is a messenger RNA of Castor canadensis (American beaver), 1754 nucleotides long. RefSeq names its product PDZ and LIM domain 3 (gene Pdlim3). Gene Ontology annotation, cellular component: stress fiber; Z disc; filamentous actin. Gene Ontology annotation, molecular function: muscle alpha-actinin binding; actin binding. NCBI's taxonomy places the organism in Eukaryota, Metazoa, Chordata, Mammalia, Rodentia, Castoridae. Gene Ontology annotation, biological process: actin cytoskeleton organization; heart development; muscle structure development. The record is from RefSeq and is a predicted model, not a curated record.
AGAGCCGAGUGCAGGGUCGCGAUCCCGGACAAUCAAUCGCGGGGGCAGAGCCAACCCUCGCUGCGCCCCACACCCAGGGAGCCACGAGACCCCGCCCUUGGAAGGCCACCCCAAAAGGCACCAUGCCCCAGAACGUGAUCCUCCCGGGCCCUGCGCCCUGGGGCUUCAGACUCUCGGGGGGCGUAGACUUCAACCAGCCUUUGGUCAUCACCAGGAUCACUCCAGGAAGCAAGGCAGCAGCUGCCAACCUGUGUCCUGGAGAUGUCAUCCUGGCUAUUGAUGGCUUUGGUACAGAGUCCAUGACUCAUGCUGAUGCACAGGACAGAAUUAAAGCAGCAUCACACCAGCUGUGUCUCAAAAUUGACAGGGCAGAAACUAGAUUAUGGUCUCCACAGGUAUCGGAAGAUGGGAAAGCUCAUCCUUUCAAAAUCAACUUAGAAGCAGAACCACAGGAUGUGAACUACUUUGAACACAAGCACAAUAUUCGGCCCAAACCUUUCAUAAUCCCAGGCCGAAGCAGUGGAUGCAGUACUCCCUCCGGUAUUGACUGUGGCAGUGGACGUAGCACCCCUUCUUCUGUCAGUACUCUUAGUACGAUUUGCCCAGGUGACUUGAAAGUUGCUGCUAAGAUGGCCCCUAACAUUCCCCUGGAAAUGGAACUUCCUGGGGUGAAGAUUGUACAUGCUCAGUUUAAUACACCUAUGCAGUUGUACUCAGAUGACAAUAUUAUGGAAACACUUCAGGGUCAGGUUUCAACAGCUCUAGGGGAAACACCCUCAAUGAGUGAACCCACAGCCUCCGUGCCCCCCCAGUCGGAUGUGUACCGAAUGCUCCAUGACAAUCGUGAUGAACCUACUCAGCCUCGCCAGUCUGGCUCCUUCAGAGUACUCCAGGAAUUAGUGAACGAUGGCCCUGAUGACCGUCCUGCUGGAACUCGAAGUGUGAGGGCUCCAGUUACUAAAGUUCACAGUGGUGCUGGUGGCGCCCAGAGGAUGCCACUCUGUGACAAGUGUGGGAGUGGCAUUGUUGGUGCGGUGGUGAAGGCGCGGGAUAAGUACCGGCACCCUGAGUGCUUCGUGUGCGCCGACUGCAACCUCAACCUCAAACAAAAGGGCUACUUCUUCGUGGAGGGGGAGCUGUACUGUGAAACCCACGCGAGAGCCCGCACGAGGCCCCCAGAGGGCUACGACACAGUCACUCUGUACCCCAAAGCUUAAGUCCUUUGCAGGUCCGGCCCUCACGCACGCAUGCACCCACGCACAUUUCCAACCCAUCAGAUGAAUGGUGCAGGAGGAGUGCACCCUGUUGCCUCCAAAUCUUAAAGCCAAGGCUUUUAGACAUUUGUCUUAUUUGUAUGGAGGGAAGGAAUGGGGAGAAAUGCCUGCCCUAUGUCAAAAACAUACAUUUACCUAUGUUUUGCAACUCUUCUUAUCUUUGGGGAUAGCAAUAACGGCAUUUAAAGCAAUAAUGGUUUUGUAUGCCAUGUUCCACAAUUUACAUAUGUAGUAUGGCCAUCCAAUGUGUAAACAUCAAGACAUUUGGGGGAGUUUAGUUGUUUUUCCUUGACAAGUUGAUUUUGGCAAUUGUAGUGAAUACCAAAUAACAAUCUUGUAUUCUAACAUAACCUUCAGUUGUCUGUGUCUGUUUUAACUAUCAUAGUGCAUGUCAGGGAGAAAUUCCCAGGAUUUCUCUAGUUUCAUAUGCAAACAUCUAUACCACUAAUGCAACAAACAUAAUCAAUACAUUAAACAUUU